AUGCUUCCUAAACCUUCGCUUCAACGCUCAUCCCCAUCCAUCAUAAACACAACAACCACAACCACCGUUAACGCCGUCGCCUCCACCACCCCACGGAGCCAACUCCACUCUCCCUCGCCCUUGUCGCCUGGGAGUUUAAAACUAGAUUCAUUAAUAUCAAUGGAUGUUCGUCGGAGACAAACCAAGAUGGGUCAGUCUGUCAAAACUGCCGCCGGCGAACCACCCAUGAAACCCCAGAACCACCCUCCCACAGCCUCCGAUGCCCUUCCUCUCCCUCUUUAUCUCACCAAUGGACUCUUCUUUACCAUGUUUUUCUCCGUCAUGUACUUCCUUCUCACAAGGUGGCGUGAAAAGAUCCGUAACUCCACUCCUCUCCACGUUGUUACGCUAUCCGAGUCAAACGAGGAUGCAUGGGACGUAGAAGAUGAAGAAGAUGAGAAAUUCAUUAUCGAGGAAGACAGUCGCAUGGGGACAUCCCCGGCCACCACUCUCGGUUGUGCCGUUCCGGUUGUCCCUAUUGUCCCAGCGCAACCCGCCAAGGUGUCGGUGACUGAAAAGCCUGCACCUAUAAUUACUCCACAAUCAUCGGAGGAGGAUGAACAGAUUGUAAAAUCUGUAGUGGAAGGGAAGACUCCAUCAUACUCUUUGGAAUCAAAGCUUGGAGACUGCAAAAGGGCAGCUUCCAUUCGUAGAGAGGCAUUGCAGAGAAUUACAGGGAAGUCACUAGAGGGUUUGCCUCUUGAGGGUUUCGACUACGAGUCGAUUCUUGGGCAGUGCUGCGAGAUGCCAGUGGGGUACGUUCAGAUUCCGGUGGGGAUAGUUGGGCCUUUAUUCCUUAACGGUACGGAGUACAUGGUGCCAAUGGCCACGACGGAGGGGUGUUUGGUGGCCAGUACCAAUAGGGGCUGCAAGGCCAUCUAUGCAUCAGGCGGCGCCACCGGCACUUUGUUCAAAGAUGGGAUGACUAGAGCUCCGGUGGUGAGGUUCGAAACCGCCAAGAGGGCCGCGGAGUUGAAGUUUUACUUGGAGAAUCCAUUGAAUCAUGAGACUCUCUCUGUUGUCUUCAACAAAUCAAGCAGAUUUGGCAGGCUACAAGGUAUUCAAUGUGCAAUAGCAGGGAAGAAUCUGUACAUUAGAUUCACCUGCAGCACUGGUGAUGCAAUGGGGAUGAACAUGGUUUCCAAGGGAGUGCAAAAUGUUCUUGAUUAUCUUGGGAAUGAUUUUCCUGAUAUGGAUGUUAUUGGCAUAUCUGGAAACUUUUGCUCUGACAAAAAGCCAGCAGCAGUGAACUGGAUCGAAGGGCGUGGCAAGUCAGUUGUUUGCGAGGCAAUUAUCAAGGAAGAUAUUGUAACAAAGGUUUUGAAGACCAAUGUUGCUGCAUUAGUAGAGCUCAAUAUGCUUAAAAACCUUACUGGUUCAGCCAUUGCUGGAGCUCUUGGUGGGUUCAACGCACAUGCUAGCAACAUUGUAUCUGCAGUAUUCUUAGCAACCGGGCAGGAUCCGGCACAAAAUAUCGAGAGCUCUCACUGCAUCACUAUGAUGGAGGCGGUAAACGGUGGAAAAGACCUUCAUGUUUCUGUUACCAUGCCCUCCAUUGAGGUGGGCACAGUCGGAGGUGGAACUCAACUUGCAUCUCAAUCAGCUUGCUUGAACUUGCUAGGAGUAAAGGGUGCAAGCAAAGAGUCAGCAGGGGCAAACGCAAGGCUGUUGGCGACAAUUGUAGCUGGUUCUGUUCUUGCUGGGGAACUAUCUUUAAUGUCUGCUAUUGCAGCUGGACAACUUGUAAAGAGUCACAUGAAAUACAAUAGAUCCAGCAAGGAUGUUACCAAAAUUUCCUCGUAA
Molecule: messenger RNA, 1842 nt
Organism: Fraxinus pennsylvanica
Lineage: Eukaryota; Viridiplantae; Streptophyta; Magnoliopsida; Lamiales; Oleaceae
Source: the annotation of a GenBank genome assembly